Molecule: messenger RNA, 2765 nt
Organism: Gadus chalcogrammus (walleye pollock)
Lineage: Eukaryota; Metazoa; Chordata; Actinopteri; Gadiformes; Gadidae
Exons: 3
Coding region: 136-2241 (701 amino acids)
Source: RefSeq, a predicted model, not a curated record
GACCCCUCUGCAUCACACCAAUCUGAGGAUGACUCCAGCCAGGACAUUCUGACCAGACAAGCUACUGCUAUUGUGUUGACUGCAAGAGAAAGACACCAUCUUUCGCAGACUGGUGUGAAUGAUGUUGUGGCGGCAAUGCAACAGUACCAAGCUUCGUUGGUAACCAAUCUGAGGAGUCGGCUACAAAGAGUAUUCCAUCAACAUCAGGGAAGUGAACUUGAAAAGGAGGCUCUGGAAGUAUUUGACCGAUUGGAGGAUCCGUUUGCCUCUGUUUCAACAACGUACAGGCAGGACUGUGUGAUUAAGGACCGUUUCCAUUUUGUAGAGUCAGAGGAAGUUAUUGUUGGGUAUACUGCUUGCUUUCUUAAAAAAGGAGCAAAAAGAGUCCUCUCUACCAUACCCAAAUGUUUUCAGUAUGUUCCUCUGAUCAAAAGUCUGGAACAGUUGUUGUCCCAUCCAAAAGUCCUGGCAAUGAUAGAUGAGCCACAGAAAUACAGAAGUGGCUAUUUGUAUGACAUUACAGAUGGUGAAUUCAUGAAAUCACACCCCUUAUUUUCUGCCCGGCCCUCUGCCUUACAGAUAAUCCUUUACACUGAUGACAUUGAACUCUGUAACCCACUUGGGUCUCAUGCUUCAAAGAAUAAGUUGACAAUGUUUUAUUAUACACUUGGAAACAUUAAUCCAAAAUAUAGAUCAAAACUGGCUUCGAUUCGUCUACUUGCCAUUGCAAAGAGGAGCCAACUCUCUGAAUGUGGAGUUGAUGGAAUUUUGGGAAGGCUGCAUGAGGACCUAGUAAGGCUAUAUGAAGGUGUUAAAAUUAAAAUCGGGAAUGGUGAACGAGAAAUAUUUGGAGCAUUAUUUUCGAUAUGCGGGGACACUUUAGCUCAGCAUGAGCUUUGUGGUUUUAAAGAGGGUGUUGGUUUUGCUUUCAAGAAAUGUAGGCAGUGUGAAUGUACAUUUGAGGACAUGCAAUUGUAUUUUGAUGAGGAUUACUUUGAAGGAAGAACAAUAGAGAGACAUAUGCGUCAGUGUAGUGAUAUUGAGAUUGCCAAUACAGAGUCUCUUAGAAACAGUUUAAAAACUACAUUUGGGAUCAAUAGAAGGAGUAAAUUGGUAGAAUUCCCGGCUUUUAACUUGAUCCAACAAACACCCCAAGACAUCAUGCACGUAAUACUGGAAGGCAUUGCCCCAUUAGAAAUAAAGUGUGUGAUGAAACACUUAGUACUUUUAGGACAACUUGACUUGGAUGUUUUCAAUAGUGCAUUACUUGCAUUUCCCUACUCUCCACAUGAUGUCAGAGACAAACCAAGCCUUAUAAAACACAGUACAUUAGCAUCCAGUGACAAUAAAUUAAAGCAGUCCUCAGGCCAAAUGCUUGUUCUACUUAAAAUUCUGCCAUUUCUGAUAGAUGCAGUUAAAGGCAAUGAGUACCACACACUCAUUCUUGAGCUGAUAGAGAUAGUUCAAAUUUUGUUUGCUCCUGUUAUUUGUCUACAGACUAUCAACAAAUUGAAAUCACUUAUUGAACAGCACCUAAAACAUAUGAAGAACCUUUUCCCAGAUAACAACAUCACUCCAAAGCAACAUUAUUUGAUCCAUGUGCCAUCUCAGAUUAAGCUACUGGGACCAAUGGUUCGUCAUAUGUGCAUGAGAUUUGAAUCAAAGCAUUGCUUUUUCAAACAGUGGGCUUCAAAACUCAAUUUUAAAAAUGUUUGCAAAUCCUUAAUAAAGCAUAAUCAAAUGUAUGAAUGCUGUCAGAAUGUAAGUAGUUCUGAACACCCCAUUUUUUCAAAUGAUUGUACAUUAGGACCCAUAUCAGAAAUAAGAAACAUGUCAUACUUAAAAGAGAAAACCAGAGCCUUCCUUGGAAAUGAUGAGGUUAACCAUGCUGUUUCUGUAAAAUGGAUUAAUCUAAAUGGCAACAAAUAUAUACGGGAAAAGUCAUUAUUUGUGAGUGAUGUUAAUUCUGAUCUGCCAGAAUUUGGACUUUUAAGAAAUAUCUAUGUGAUUAAUUCAUCAUUGUAUUGUUUUGAGUUCAUGCCGUACAACACCAUUUGUUAUGAUAGAGAUUAUAUGGCAUAUCAAAUAGAGAUCCCAAACUUGGCACAAGCAACUGAACUGGUAUCUGUCGAUAACCUUGUAGAUUUCACCCCGUAUUACAGCUUUACUCACAAGGAUAUGGUCUGUCCCAAUGAAAUAUUACCUCGGGGAUGUGAUUGGGCUACACAAAGCCUCAUCUGAUGUAUUGUAAAAGGCACACUGUUAUUCUGUUAUUACAACAGCUGUGGCUCAUAAGAUAUGCAUGGCAAUUUGGCAAAAAGUUAUAGAAAUGUUAUGGAAAGUUUUGAAAUAUAUUUGGUAAGAAGGUAGUGGGCAACACAGAACUGUUUUAUAUCUUUUUCCCAAUCAGUCAACGGUCAUGUUAAACUGUAUUUUCAUGUUUGUCAUGUAAAUGAAAUAAAUUGCUGUCAUUUCUUAAGAUUCUUAAAUUGAGAAGUUGUGCGCGUGGUCUCAAUCUUAAAAUAAGGAAGAUAAUCUUGUUCCUUUGCUGGGAUAAUUAGCUAAAUAUGCCAACACCUUGUUACUAGUUAAAUCGAGCUUGAUAUUAGUUGGUAAAUCUUAUUAAGAAAAAGUUAGAUAUAUUUUCUCAAAAUAAGACUAUUUUUCUUAUGUUAAAUAUGCUUGGCAAGAUUUUUCUUCUUUUAAGACUUAAAAUAAGACACAUUUUCUCGAAAUCAGGCUUUUUUUACUUUCUUAAAAAUCAG